UUGCAGUUGCCUAAUGGUAUUUUGGAAGUGCAGAGGCUCCAGACCGGCUGAAGUGAAGGGAACGAGGGGCUGGAAGGCAGCACCGCUCCGCAGCCCGGCCUGACCACACGGCCCAGCUCCUUCUCGCCAAGCCCAGGCAGACAAGAGCAAGUGUAUUACCCUCAGGAGAUGGCCUCUUCCAAGUCUUUGAUGAACAUUCUAACCUUCACAUUUGGAUCAGCAAUAGGAUUUUUCGUAUGCUAUCUUCUAUUUAGCAUUAUUCUAGAAGAACAGGUUAAGAUCCAGCCUUAUGAGGCUCCAGUCCUUCACAAUGAUCCACAUGGCCAGCACUCAGCAGAUACUGAUAAUGGACAGCUGCAAGGUCAAAUGAAUUUCAAUGCGGACUCAGGACAGCAUAAAGAUGAAGAUAAAAAUAUUGCAGAGGGACUGUAUCAGAAGGUGAAGAUACUGUGUUGGGUCAUGACUGGACCUCAAAAUCUGGAAAAGAAAGCCAAGCAUGUUAAGGCUACUUGGGCCCAACGUUGUAAUAAAAUACUUUUCAUGAGCUCUGAGGAAAACAAAGAUUUCCCAACUGUGGGCCUAGAAACCAAAGAAGGCAGAGACCAACUGUACUGGAAGACUAUUAAAGCUUUUCAAUAUGUAUAUGACCAUUAUUUUGAUGAUGCUGAUUGGUUUAUGAAAGCUGAUGAUGAUACUUAUGUUAUAUUGGACAAUUUGAGAUGGCUUCUUUCAAAAUACAGUACUGAACAGCCCAUAUACUUUGGGAGAAGGUUUAAGCCUUAUGUCAAACAGGGCUACAUGAGUGGAGGAGCUGGGUAUGUUCUAAGCAAAGAAGCACUGAAGAGAUUUGUUACUGCCUUUAAAACAAACAAAUGCUCUCACAGUUCCUCUAUUGAAGAUCUGGCACUAGGAAAGUGCAUGGAGAUCCUUAAUGUGGAAGCAGGAGAUUCUAGGGAUACGAAUGGGAGAGAAACUUUUCAUCCCUUUGUUCCAGAACAUCACUUAAUCAGAGGAUACCUACCAAAAACAUUCUGGUACUGGAAUUAUAAUUAUUAUCCUGCUGUAGAGGGUCCCGGAUGCUGUUCUGAUCUAGCAGUUUCAUUCCACUACGUUGAUUCUGUGACUAUGUAUCAGUUGGAAUAUUUCAUUUACCAUCUCCGCCCAUAUGGGUAUUUGUAUCGGUACAAUCCUGAUUUGGCAAAGCAUCCAGAAGAGCAGAGCAAAAGUGAAGCACUGGAGGAUAAUCAAAAGCUAAAGCAAAAAAUUUCUGAGAAUUAAUUGGACUUUGAAGCAAAUGAAGAAGUCAGUACAGUGAAUAAGAUUCGCCUCGAACUCCUGCAUGAAACUUACGGACUGAAAUUAUUCAUGGUGAUUCUUAUUUCAGAAAUCACUUUGGCAGUACUUCCUGUCACUGUCUGACUACAACUGAGUCUGGUGCUGGCUCUGACUGUUCAGGAUAGUGUGACCCUGCAGCCCUGCUCAUGAAGAUUUAGGGUCCUAAAGCUGUGAAGUUGGAGGUUUGUUUGUUACACUAAUAUCUGGAAUAACUUGGAUAUGAACAUAGUGAACAGGUUCAAAGAUAAUCAUACAGUAUUUCUGUUCCUUUUCUGUUCUCUUGUUUCCUUCCAGAUGUUCUAUUGGGUCAGUUCUUGUAUUAGAAGUUGGAUGCUGCACAGUCAAGUACUUCAUGACACCUUUCUCUGGUAUUCUCAAUAUCCUGAAGUUACUUUGUGUACCUUGCCCUAUAAGGAAGGGAGAGGCAUGAAAAUAAGAUCCUCAAGUUUGCUUUGCCUUAAUGGCAGACCUUUGGCAGACUUGUUGUUAUGAGUAGGCAGAGAUCACCCAAAAGAUUACUUUGAAUUGUUGCAGACAUGGAAUUCACCGCUAUGAUUUUUUUUUUAAGUCUCUUUUGUGCAAAACAAUAUGAAGUUGGAUCACCACUAUUUUAAGGGUAAACCCAGAAAUAGUUACUAUUGUAUAAAUUGCUGAGGUAAUGCAAGCUGCUUAUGUAUUUGCCUGUGUUUUUUUUUUUUUUUUAUUAACUUACCUUACUGGUAAAAUGGAUACAAAAAGUCAUCUCAGAAUUUCUCAGCAUAAGGUAGAUACUUUUGAACUAGAAAUCUCUCUUCCAUAACACCUUCUUCAUAACACCUUAUGAACCAGAAAGAAUAGUAUCUUAGCAAAGCUAUAAUGGCAUUAUAAUACCUUGGUUUCAGCUAGCAUUGUAAUUAGUUUGUUUCCAUUUAGUUCGCACAUCACUGUAUUUUGAGACUGUGGACUCACCUCAUUCAUUAACAUUUCGUAGGUACAAACAAGUCCUAUUUUAAAACUGCAGUAAAGCUGAUUUGACUGCUUCUCUACACAUCUAAUUUAUUUGGCUAAAGUACUUAAUUUCACUUUUCUGGAUAUUUUUUCUUCUCCAUUUCUAUAAUCUCUUCUUCAUCUGCUUCUUGUUACCUUUCUCAGAACAAAGUGUUAAGUGAACCUUAUUUCACUCUUUAUGCAGCUGAACUGUGUAUUUAAUCAGGUAAGCCAGCCUGAACGCAGGAAUUUUUCAAAGUGCAUUAACUCUCUCCAGUUAUUUGAGUAUCUCUGCCUCUUAACUGAAAACACUUUCUUGUUAUAGGACAAAAUAGGUGUUUUAAUUACUGAAGAGUAUUCAGAGGUCAAGCCUGUUUUAUAUAGUUAACGUAAAAACUUUGUGUUUUUCUUUUUCAAGUUGAGUGAAUAGCAGUAUGGGGGAUAGGGUUAAGCUUCACAUGUAGUGUGUCUUUAUUCCACACUUGAACAGAAGUUUCUUCAUCUUUUUAUCACUUUUCACCUUCAUCAUAUUGAUGAAUUUGGACAUAACCUAAUUACCUCCAGUCAUUCUUUUGGAAAGGGCACAUGCUGGUAGCAGACAGCCUUAUUUACUGCUGCUGUCCUUCAGGAUGUUCCUGGAAGAGGAUUUAACAAAGUACUGGAUUUUUUUUCCAAAGAUAGUUCUUGUAGAGAUUGGGGUCUAUCUGUUGUCCUUGCAGACCAUUGCUCUGCAGCAUGAUGGCAAUUACUGGUGAGUUGAAGUGUUACAUACAUCUGCUCUGCCUCACUAUAGGUGAGGUUCACGUAUCCAGUAUUAGUUGAACAAAUAGUUCCUGCAGGGAUAAAUCUGUUGGUCUUUUAUGAGCAAGACUGCCUCUGAAGUACCAAAAGGGACAUGAGCUUUAUUUUAUGUUAAUUGACUUAAGUAGAAAAUUAUUACAGUAUUUGUUUAAAAUAGGAAAAAGUCUCCAGCUGUAGUUGUAGGGAUGCUUGUCCGGAGGAUGGAUGGUACCUUGCUGAAAAGUGCUUCCUUCUGUGAGCUAAAUGUUUAUCCCACAUGCAGCAAAACCAGUAAUAUUGUGAAAUCCAUACGAUGUUGGUAGCUCCAGUGGGCAUUAUUCAAACAUGAAAUUAAAAUUUUUUGAAAUGCUUCAAGAAGUUACAAAAUCAAAUCACGAUCUCAAAUCAAGAUCCCAAGUUAUUAUCCUUGUAAAUUCAGCACAUGUAAAUGAUCAACCCAACUACUGUACUUCUCCUUUAUUGACACUUGCCUCAGUUCAGCCUUGGGAAGUUAAAAAUUUUCUUCUGCAACAGGCAGAACUAAUCUUGCAUAUUUUCUGUAGAUCUGUGUCCUGUGUUUACCCCAUGCUGCCCAGUGAAGUGACAGAAUUUUCUCUUAUGUUUUCUUAUAUUCUGACUAUCCUGUCUCUGGGGUUUUGAUUUCCUCUUAUGUAAGAAUUGAGUGGGUAAGAGGAAGCAGCUGGUGAGAUGUUUGAGUUCUACACAGUUUGGUUGCUGAGGUGGCAGUCAGACCCCAGCUAUUGCUGAGCUCAAGGUGAAGCCUUUUCUCAGCAGCAGUUCUGAUUUUCAUCUGGUGCCAAGACCACCGGGGCUGUGGUCUUAGCAGUGCAGGCAGGGAUGUCCCUUUCCACAAAACAUGCAAGACCUCAGAGGAAAGGGAGAAAUAAGUAAAGUUCAAUUUAUUGAGGGAGUAAGACUAAGAACUUGCAACCUUGUGAUAAAUAGGUGGCCUAUCUGGAAAAAUAGCCUUUUUUUCAAGCAUCCGUUCUCUCUCUCUCUCUUUUUUUUUAUUUUUUUUUUUAUUUUUUUUUGGUUUUUUUUUUUAAGUGUCCUUGCUCUUAGGCCUCUGAGUCAAUUUCUUUUGCCUUUCUAGCAGCACUACAAUGAAUUCUUUUUUUCCUUCCAGACAAGCUAGAAGAAUUAUCAGCUUUACAUUCUGUGAUUAUAACAGAGAACUGUUCUUCUCUGAUGAAUUGCAUUGCCAUAACAAUAAGCUGAUACCUCUGAAAUAAUUGAAAUAAUUAGUUUGUAUUUCACUACUUUCAAAAGCUUCAGUAAGACAAGGUUGGAAUGGGAACAGUUAGCAUAAUUUUCAUGCACACUAUUACCAGCAGUAUGUUAAUUCACUCUCAGGCCUUUGUGCUUUGAGAAACUGUUGAGUUUGAGUAUUUCUGCAGCACAAAGGGUCUAUAGUAUUUCAGGUGGAUAGACCUUUCUGAAGCACAGUGACAUAGGCUAUACCAAUUAUUGCUGUGGGUUUGUUUUGCUUUGAUUCUAAAAGAAGAUUCUUAAUUGUAUAAAAUCUAAAAGUUUCCAUUGGCACCACAGUGGAAUCUGAGAAUUUUUAACUAGUUUCCUUGAAAUUACUGAGGAGCAGUUUGCACUUUGGUGUGGGAGUGUCAGUGUAACAGUAACGUUUUAACCUUGUAUUAGUGGGAAUGAGAAGGAAUGAGAAUGCCGAGAAGUUACUCUCUGGUCGUUGUUCUUAAUCAGAGGAAAGUAUUAAUCUUUGCUUGUACAAAACGAUCAAUUUUAAUCUUCUUUCACUCCCAGUUCAUUUUUGCAGUCUGGAUUGGUCUUAUUUAUGAUGUUAAAUGCUGGUGUUAACAUGAGCUCUUCUGUUGCAGAAGCUCUUUUUGCAAUACCUUUUGGCUUUAAGGACACUUUCUUUAUUUUGAUUUGGUGGGGGUAUAUUGAUGACUUUUUCUUCACAUGUUGCCAUUUUUCUCCUGUACUUCCAGAAGCAUAAAUUUUAGUGAGCAGCUGAUAGACCUCUUAUAAACAGUUUGCUAUCUGAGCAGGGUGUUUCAUCUUGGUACGAGAGCAGAAUGUGGAUUAUUUUCUGAUAUACCUGCUACUGUUGUUGAUAGUGCACGCACAGAUGAAAAUCCCUCAAUACAGGACCACUUGGAAAGGCAGUUUUGUCCUUUUUCUGUCAAUAAUAGCUUCUGUGGAAUUCCAAAAGUGUAACUUGCUUUGUUUUACCAUAAUGUAUUUAAAAUAUUCAGCAAAUGUUAUUAAUGCUUGAGAAGAAUUGAAUAUUGCUGCUGGACAGUAUGCUCCACUGAAAACCUGUGAAUGUUUCACUUGGCAGUUAUAGGUAGUCAUGUCCCUAAUGGCAGAUGUAAGAUGGUGACUUGUCUGGAAUGAUCACCUUAAGGGUUUGUUUCUUAAAUACCUUCUUUGAAGUGCCUUUGACUAAUUUUUAGCAUCAAAAUUAAGUUGAGAAUUAAAUAAGUUAUGUCAUACA
Molecule: messenger RNA, 5572 nt
Organism: Calypte anna (Anna's hummingbird)
Lineage: Eukaryota; Metazoa; Chordata; Aves; Apodiformes; Trochilidae
Gene: C1GALT1
Product: core 1 synthase, glycoprotein-N-acetylgalactosamine 3-beta-galactosyltransferase 1
Exons: 4
Coding region: 169-1278 (369 amino acids)
Cellular component (GO): membrane
Molecular function (GO): N-acetylgalactosaminide beta-1,3-galactosyltransferase activity
Source: RefSeq, a predicted model, not a curated record